CAAGUCUUGUCUUCAGUCUCUAAUCUUUAGAAGUGCAGUUCUUCUUCACUGUCACUCAUUGAACCUUGACAUGUUAAAGAAUCAAAAAUUGCUUGGUUUAAAAUGGUAUUAUGUUGUUGGAGAUGGUGAGGAUGGACAGGGUGUCACUCAACUAAGCUCUUGGAAGUUUGAUAAAAAGGGAGAAGAGUUAGGUGACUUAGUUGAAACUUGUUUAAAGGAUUGGGGAGUUGAGAAGGUGUAUACAAUAACUGUUGAUAGUGCAUCUUCUAAUGAUCGAGUUGUGAGGGUGCUUAAGAAUGCUUUAAACAAGUGGAGUACAAGUGUUCUAGGUGGGGAUGAACUGCACAUGAGGUGUGCAACACAUAUCAUUAAAUUGGUUGUACAAGAUGGAGCCAAGUUGAUGAAUAAUUCCAUUGCUUCUGUGAAAGCUAGUUACAAAUAUAUUAGGCAGAGUUCCCAAAGAAAAAUGAGGUUCAAGGAGGUUGUUGAGGUUGAAAAAAUUGACGCCAAGAAGCUGUUGUCCUUGGAUGUGCAACAUAGGUGGAAUUCUUUAUACCUAAUGCUUGAUACUAUAGACAAGUUUGAAAUGGCAUUUGAAAAGUAUUCAAGGUAUGAUCCAGCCAUGAGGAUUGAAUUGAAAUUUAGUCUAGGGUUCCCAUCUUGUAUCGAUUGGGAACGCAUAAGGAGGCUAGUGAUGUUUUUGGAACCAUUCGAUUUCAUGAUAGAGAAAGUUUCUAGAAGUCUGUAUACCAUUUCAAACUUAUAUUUUCCAAUAAUUUGUGAAGUGGACAGGCUUCUUAAACUGUGGGGAAAUUAUGCUAAUUUGAGUCAAAUGGUUAUGAAAAUGAAGGAUAAGAUGUUUGGUGAGGUUAAGGGUACAGCUUAUGGGGAGAUGGUGAGAGCUGAAUGCUUCAAGUUGUUUGAAGCAUACAAGCGCCAACACUAUUCUAACAAUGUAUUGGAAAGGUAUAAAGAAGAAAUUGAAUGCAAUGCUGAGAAGUCAGAGUUGGAGAAGUACUUGAGUGAUGAAACAGAGCCAUUUGAUGAGGAGUUUGACAUUCUUAAGUGGUGGAAAGUCCAUGGUCCAAGGUUUUCCAUCCUAGCUUCAAUGGAUAGGGAUGUGUUGGUUGUCUCAAUCUCUACUGUGGCUUUUGAAGCUGCAUUUAGCAUUGGGGGUCUAGUUCUUGAUCCAUUUAGGAGCUUUUUAACCCCAAGGAUGACUCAGGCACUAAUUUGUACGCAAGAUUGGUUGAGGUCCAGAGAAAAACAAGCUUCUAAUUUGGAGAAUGAGAAUACUUUGAGGAACAUGGAGAAAGAGAUGGAGAAGUUGUAGUUGGAUGCACCAUGCAUCUAAUUUUAAGUAGGGGAAAUUACACUUAACCUACUUGUGAUUUAGGGUGAGUGCAUUUAAAGGCCUGUGAUAUCAAAAAGUGCACUUAAACACCUAUAUUUUGAAAUAAGUAACAAAACACUCUUGUCGUU
Messenger RNA from Rubroshorea leprosula, 1482 nucleotides. The record is from the annotation of a GenBank genome assembly. NCBI's taxonomy places the organism in Eukaryota, Viridiplantae, Streptophyta, Magnoliopsida, Malvales, Dipterocarpaceae.